AUGAGUGACGAGGAAUGGUCCACCGUGGACGAUCUGGAAGACGAUGAAGACGACACAAAUGAAGACGACACAGAUGAAGACGACACAUAUGAAGAAGACACAUAUGAAGAAGACCCAGAUAAAGACACUCUAGAAACAGAAGAUAUCAAGAAAAGGAUACAUCAGGCGCUACAAACAAUCGAUUCGAAUGGCGAUUUUGCGUAUUUCUGCGGUCUAAAUGGAAUACUGAACCCAAACCUCCAUAUCAACGGACUUAAUCGGGUGGUGAAGUUGCCCCUGUCCUCUGAUGAUACCAAAGCCAUUAUCGAUCACUGUCACAGAAGUCCGUUCGGAAAGGGAGAGGAGACGCUGGUUGAUACGUCUGUCCGGAAAUGCUGGGAGCUGAAUACUACCGAGUUCAGCAUCACGACUCCUGAAUGGGGUAACUACAUGAAGAGGAUUGUCGCUGAUGUUAUCAAGGGCCUAGGGGUUGCUGAUAAGGCGGGCUCAAUCAGAGCAGACCCCUACAAACUUCUCCUUUACGAAAAGGAUGCAUUCUUUCUGUCCCAUCAGGACUCUACAAAGGCAGAGGGAAUGUUUGCUACUUUGGUCAUUUGCUUGCCUACAGAGCACGAAGGAGGUGAAAUCGUUCUCAAUCAUCAAGGCAAACGCAUGAAAUUCAAAACCUCCACCACAUCAAAAGCUGGAUUCUCGUAUGCUGCGUGGUACUCGGAUAUCUUCCACCAGAUCAAACCCAUCACCAAUGGACAUCGUCUAGUCCUAACCUACAAUUUGAUCCUGGAAGGCUCGAGUGGAGUGCCAUCUGCUCCUAGCUCGAAGUCUACGCCAUUGAUAAAUGCAUUAAAGUUUUGGCAAUCUAGAGUUGAAUCCGAUGGUCCGGAUUGGCUCCUGUACAAGCUCUCCCACAUGUACACCGACUCCGGCCUGAGUUUUAACCGGAUGAAGGGCUCAGACCGCCCUCGUAUGGCUGAACUCCAGGCAGCAUGCGAAGAAACAGGCUUUCACCUUUACUUAGGAAACGUAGAGCGAAUGGUUGAUGGACCAUGCGACGAUUACAAAAACGCAGACGGCUAUUAUGAGAUUGAGUAUAUCUGUCAAGAUACCACCAGGAUGAAACCGGUAAUCGACUCACAAGGAAAAACCGUCUGCAGCGAAGUUCCCGUUGAGAAUUCCGAGUAUAUUCAGAAGAGUGUCCUACGUGGAACUCCUACGGAUGAGGAGUACUCGGGCUAUACAGGAAACGAAGGCACAUCCGUAUCCCACUUUUAUCGAAACACGGCUGUAGUUAUUGUUCCCGAAAGUUUAAAUGUUUACUUUCGCUUUCGAGGCAUAAAGGGAAGCAAUCAGAACGAACUGUCAGCGUGGCUUCAAAGGUUGCUGCCGUUAAUAAACGAUCCCGAUGGCUCCAAAUCGCGUGAAGAGUUCAUCCAGCUAGCAAAGUUGGUUCUGGCGCAUAACCAAGCUUACCAAAAAUCCCGUGAACUUUUGAAAUCGAGUUGGCACACAUCUAGUACUUUCACAUUUCUAUUUUCCGAUGCUAUCCUUAGCACAAUAGCUCAGGGUUGCUAUACGAUGAGGGAUUACAAACUGUUCGAUGAUGCCAUAAAACUACAUGCAGCCUUUGUGUCUCCAGAGGUCUACCCAUGUAUAGCUGGGUCUUUGAUCGGCCAGGAAUAUGCAGCAGUGAAGAAUAUACUCAAUGAUACCUUUCUGAAAGCUCGGGAAUCCCCAAAAAACCAAGUCUCAGUUGCGGACGGUCUCGUCUCAGCGUGCCUUGCAAUCCCAGACGACAAAAGGCCGGCCGAAUGGAAUGAUUUGCUGACUUGGAGGGAGCUUAAACUUCUCGACCUGCUACCGAAACUUCGAUAUGGCGGCAGAGACGAACUAGACCAUAUCGUCCGCAUAGUUACGUUAUAUCCGACUAUUGGCAGACUACAAGAAACAAUGAAGUUACGAAGACAGGUGAACUCAUGUGGUAUUACUGCGUCUUACCUUAUUAAACUAGGAGAUUCCUUUACAACAGGUGAUCUCGCCGUUGAAGGAUUCCCCGCGUUCUACCGAUUAGCUCUCACUGAUCUGAUGCAGGAUUUUAACCUGGACCAGGGCAUUGUUGAAAAACGUGCAUCUUAUACCGGGAAUGCCAGGACACGGCCAGAGUAUAAUUCCUCGGGUAUUGAGAGUGGAGACUUGAUCAGUCUUUACAGACAGUGCCAGUCUUUCGAUAUAUCCCUAUCCACUCUUCGUAUUGGAAUUCUUAAGGCCAUGAGGAAUUGCGAGUCAAUUAACCUAGCUUUCUCCGAAGUACUUCUCCCUUUCAUUCGAGAUAUGGUGUCUGGAUUCCUGAGUAUAACCAGCUUUGAAAGUGCAUCCGCGGAGUCGAGUUUUGUCCUCGGGAUGAUCUUGGAAUACGUUUUAAUAUACGUCCAGCCGAGAAGUGAAGCGGCGUCGAGCUGGAAACGCCAAUCGGCGACACAAUGUAGAUGCGGUGAUUGCACGCAGCUUAAUGACUUUCUGCAAAGCGGUACUCGAAAGGUACUAGAGCUAAAGAUGGGCUCAAGCCGUCGAUUCCAUAUACACAAAGCCCUCAAUAAAGAUAAGACAAUUGGCCAUGAAACUCAUCGUUUCGGUAAUCCGUUUACCUUGGUCAUCACCAAGCUUGGAGAUCCAGCCACAUUAUGGAAGGCUAGGGCUGCUGAUGCCUUGAAGAAUAUAAACAGCAUUGGCUCCCCUACUCGACUCGAGGAAUACCUUGGCUCUGCGUCAUAUAAGUCGUUAAUGGCUCUUGAUAUUGUUGUUAAGGACCACCCGGUGGACUACUACAUCGGAAACCCCGGCCCCGAUACCGGUGGGAGAAAACGCUCAGCGACAUUAGAUUUAAAUCCUAGGGAGGCUCCCAGCAGCCAUAACGUUGAAGUGAUUGAUCUAACUUAA
Nannizzia gypsea CBS 118893 is the source of this 2931-nucleotide messenger RNA. RefSeq lists its product as hypothetical. Lineage: Eukaryota; Fungi; Ascomycota; Eurotiomycetes; Onygenales; Arthrodermataceae. The record is from RefSeq and is a predicted model, not a curated record. Bases 1 to 2931 code for a protein of 976 amino acids. The transcript has 4 exons.